Messenger RNA from Syngnathoides biaculeatus (alligator pipefish), 4613 nucleotides. RefSeq names its product integrin alpha-5-like. Gene Ontology annotation, cellular component: integrin complex; external side of plasma membrane. NCBI's taxonomy places the organism in Eukaryota, Metazoa, Chordata, Actinopteri, Syngnathiformes, Syngnathidae. Gene Ontology annotation, molecular function: integrin binding. The transcript is spliced from 30 exons. Gene Ontology annotation, biological process: cell-matrix adhesion; angiogenesis; cell adhesion mediated by integrin. The record is from RefSeq and is a predicted model, not a curated record. Bases 221 to 3385 code for a protein of 1054 amino acids.
CCCAAAUGAGGUCGCAUGGAGCCCUUCCCUCCUCUACUUUCCUGUUCUCCACAUUUCACGAUUCACUCUGUUACUCAUUGCUGAUUCCAACUGAGCAGCAGCAAACCACGGACGACAAACAUUGAUGGUCAGACUCAAACUAUCCUGCGCAGAGACCAGGACGGAUGAUGUGUUCUGCGCAACAGCUAUUCAAUGAAAGACGAGACGCACAAAAGGAGAGAUGGGCACCAUUUCUGGACCUCCUUUUAUGCUGUCAACGGGAAAACGUCCAUUCGCCGUACUUGUAGUACCUGUCAUGGUUCUGGUUCUGAGCGAAUUUUGCGACUCUUUUAAUCUCGACACGGAGAAACGCGUCGUUUUCACCGGACCACUGGGGAGUUAUUUUGGGUAUUCUGUGGAGUUCUUCGGCAACUCUUCCAGUCCUAGUAUUUUGAUUGGGGCUCCUAAAGGCAACACGAGCCAGCCUGGAAUUACUGAAGGAGGAGCUGUCUUCAUGUGCCACUGGAACCAAACUAACUGCAGCAUUAUCAACUUUGACAAGCAAGGUGAUCAGUAUUUUUAUAUAAAUGAUGUGAACACUCAGAUUGAGUUCAAGUCCCAGCAGUGGUUUGGAGCAACUGUGCGUUCUCAAGGCAACAAUGUCCUGGCUUGCGCUCCCAGGUAUUAUUGGAGGACCGAACAUGACACGCCCUUCUCUGACGUGACGGGAACUUGUUACCUCUCUGUGGACAACCUCAAAUCGUUUGUGGAGUAUGCUCCUUGUCGAACAGAAAGACAUGGACCUGCAGGACAGGGUUAUUGUCAAGGAGGAUUUAGUGCUGACUUGACCAAGGACGGAAGAGUUGUUCUUGGUGGACCGGGCAGCUUUUACUGGCAAGGUCAGCUGAUAUCAGCUACCCCAGACGAGAUUGUUAAGGCCUACUACCCUUCAUAUUUUUUACUCUCGGUUGCUGGUCAGAUCCAAACAGGACAAGUGCAGGGAAGCUAUGACGACAGCUACUUGGGUUAUUCUGUGGCUGUUGGCGAGUUCAGUGGGGAUGAUGAGGAAGAUUUCAUCACAGGAGUUCCAAAAGGACUCAUGCUGUAUGGUUUAGUGUCCAUAUUGAAUGCAAGGGAUCUGAAAUCACUGCUCAACGUGACAGGAGAGCAAAUGGGCUCCUACUUUGGCUAUGCAGUGGUAGCCACUGACAUCAACAAUGAUGGACUGGAUGACCUUGUGGUAGGAGCUCCAAUGUUCAUGGAUCGAGGUUCCACCGGGCGCCCAGAGGAGCUUGGGAAAGUUUACGUGUACCUGCAGAAGGAACCUUUGGUGCUUGAGCCCAGCGUACAGCAUUUACUUGGCCAGCAGCAGUUCGGGCGUUUCGGCACAUCACUGGCACCUUUGGGUGAUCUCAACCAGGAUGGAUUCAAUGAUAUGGCCAUUGGCUGUCCUUACGGAGGAGAAGACCAAGAGGGACUGGUUCUUAUUUACAACGGUUAUCCUCAGGGAUUGAAAGACACGCCCACUCAGACUCUCUCUGGCCACUGGGCUCCCACUUCUUUCCCUGCCAACUUUGGUUUUGCGCUACGGGGCAAUAUAGAUAUGGAUCUAAAUGGCUACCCAGACCUGAUUGUUGGUGCUUUUGGGGCUGACAAAUCUGUGCUGUAUAGGUCUCGACCAAUUGUAACCGCAAGUGCAUCUCUCACAGUACAGCCAACAAUGUUCAACCAAGAAGAGAAGAUUUGUGAGCUUCCCAUUAGGAAUGGAAACAUUGCCGUGUCUUGUGUCAGCAUCACCUUCUGUUUGCUGGCUCAAGGAAAGCACCUCCCUUCUCAUCUAGACUUUUUGGUGGAAAUUCAGUUGGACAAUAUGAAGCAGAACCAGAAGGAAUCUGUCAGGAGGACUCUGUUUCUGGACAGUCAGCAGCCCAGUUUGGUGAAGACUUUCAGGCUCACCAAUGGACAACGCUUGUGCCAUGACACCAGGAUCUAUUUACGGGCAGAAGAGGAGUUUCGGGAUAAACUCUCCCCCAUAGUCAUCAGUCUGGCCUUCAGCCUGGAUCCCCAAGCCCCAAUAGACCGACAUGGGCUCAGACCUAUCUUGAAUGAUCACACUGAGCAACAAAUAGAGAAGAAGGCCCAGAUUCAACUGGAUUGUGGAGAAGACAACAUCUGUGUGCCUGACCUGAAGUUGUCUGUCUAUGGUGACAAAAAAGAAGUUUACCUGGGUGACGAAAACUCCAUGAGACUCACCUUCAAUGCCAGAAAUGAAGGAGAAGGGGGAGCCUAUGAGGCUGAGCUCUAUGCGCUGCUUCCCAAAGAGGCUGACUACAGUGGGAUCAUUCGCAACAAUGAGAGUCUGACUCAGCUAACAUGCAGCUACGAAACAGAAAACGAGACACGCUUCCUUAUGUGUGAUCUGGGAAACCCCAUGAAACCUGGCACUAGUUUUUGGGCAGGUCUCCGCUUCACUGUUCCCAGACUCACUGACAGCCAAAACACUAUCCAAUUUGAGCUGCAAUUAAGAAGUAAAAAUUUAAAUAACUCAGAGAGUGAAGUCAUUGUGUUCGAGUUGGAGGUAGCUGCAGUGGCUGAUGUCAUUCUGCAGGGUGUUUCUCAGCCAGACAAAAUCUUCCUCCCUCCCCCCAACUGGAGUGUUAGUCACAGUUUGACGGACGAGCUGGAGAUCGGCCCUGAGCUUCAACAUGUCUAUGAAUUUGUCAACAAUGGCCCUAGUACAAUAAGUCAGUCAACAUUAGAAGUGAGAUGUCCUCUGAGGGCUCAAGGUCACGACUUCCUCUACCCUGUGGAAGUGGCCACUGAGGGGCCACUCAGAUGCUCCUCCAAACAUGUCCUGAAUGCUCUGAAACACAAGCUUCAGUCUUCAGCUCCAAGAAGUCCCUCAACUCUGAAGUCCAGCUUGGAACAUCAUAUCCAGAAGAGGGAGGCCAAAGGACCCAUGACUGGAAAAGGAAACUUGACAUGCUCCCCAACUGUGGAGUGCUGGCAGCUCGAGUGUAACAUUGGACUGCUGGAGAGAGGAGCCAGUGUUAUCUUGACCAUUCACUCCAGACUUUGGGCAGAAACUUUCCUUAAGAGUGCUUACAAACAGUUUGUUUUGGAGUGUUCUGUUCAGUUUGUUGUCGACAAGAUGCCCUACUCCAUUCCUCCAAAAUCCAAACAAUCUGGAUUGAAAAAGGUGUUGACAGCUGUAUUGUGGAAUAAAGCAGACAGCUUAUUCUAUGUUCCUGUGUGGAUCAUCAUCCUUGCUGUUCUUGCUGGGCUGCUUUUACUCUCACUGCUCAUAUAUCUGCUGUACAAGAUGGGCUUCUUCAAAAGGUCAGAUCCAUAUGGCGCCACCAUGGAGAAGGCCCAGCUCAGACCCCAGGCGUCAUCAGAAGCCUAAAUCCAAGAUGGAGGAGCUGUUCAUCGCCAAUGGAUAUUCUCACAUAUAGUACCUAAAUUAUUAUGAGGUUUUCUAAUGAUGAACGUUAUUGUUGGUGGAUAUUUUUGGGUGUUGGAUCACUGGACCACGAAUUACCUGGUGCUGCACUAAAAUCUAAACCACAAAUAUGAGAAGGCCAUGCAGUUAACAAGGCACGGCUGAUACUAAACUAUUUCUGUCUCAAGAGAGAAUCGGAAGAAUUUAUGUAUCAUUGUGUUGGAUUUCGAAUUUUUUUGUUUGAGCAUGUUGCUCCAUUCCAGACAGCUUUGAGUUUGUUAUGUAAUGGAUCGUCUUCAGAUCUUUGCUCAGUGAGUAAUUAGUGAAUGCAGUGGGUGGUGCACCAUGUCAGGAGUAUGAAGAAAGGAAGUGUUAAUAAAUGUUACAAGAUGAUUGAAUGGCAAAUCUCCAUGGUCAAUGUGGCACAUGGUCACAGUUGAGAAGUUCUGGAUUUAAUCCGUGGUUCAGCAGUUUUGCAUGAUCUUCUCGUGUUUGCGUGGGCUUUCUCCAAGUACUUGUGUUUCCUUCCACAAUCUGAAAACAUCCAUGUUGGGUUAAUUGAAGAGUCACAAUUGUCCACAGGUGUGAAUGUGAGUGUAAGUGGUUAUUUGUUAAUAGACUAUAUGCCUUGUGAUUGGGUGGUGCCCAGUCCAGGGUGUAUACCCCAUCAGCUAAGCAGCAACAUGAAUGAGUCCAAAGAAAAUUGAUGGCUUGAUGUUGCAUACAUAUCAACAAAAAAAAAAUAAUCUUAAGUGUAGUCACAAUCUGCUUCAACAAUUACAUUAAUUAAAAUGGGGUAAAUGUUCAAUAAGAGCAUUUUCUUUUUUUCAUGCUCACCAAAUGAUGCCCAUUGGUCCUUUAAAGACCCGUUUCAGUCCAGGGAACACAAACAAAAGGCAUUAAUGCGCUGGUAUUUUGUUCACUCUGAAAAGAUUAAGUAGUUUGUAAUUUCAGUUUCAGUUCGGUAUUUCUUUGACGUCAGUGAUGUUACUUGUAAAAGAAUGUAAUACCAUUUAUGCCACAGUGUCGUUAUGUUGAAAUUGAAAUGUACUGUACUGCCUGCAGGACAAUCCUGAACAAACUGCAAUUUUUAACAAGAAGAAUGUCCUCUUCCAUAUUGGGAGGUAAUCUGUGUGUAUUAUUAAUGUAUGAUGUUUAUAUCUUGACUCAGAAUAAAGCCUCAUUUUCUAUA